GGUUCCUAGUCGGAUUGGUUAACCACUGCGCCAUAAAUUACUUCAUCCUCCAUGUCUGAGUAUCAGACUAUGUUGGGACCCAUAUUUCUGAAAUAUUCAGAAGCUUAUUCAAAGUUUCAGGGAAUGGAAUAUUAGGAAAUUAAAACCAAAGAUACAAACUGCAUUUUUCAAGUCAUCGGUUGCUAUGCCUUUUGGAGGGAUGGGACAAUAUGGAGGGAUUUCCCCAACCUUCCGUGGGACAGAACAAGAAUAUAUGAUUGAUGAGACCAUAAGCGCUGAAAUGAUCUUUGGUUUGGCCAGUAACCCUAGGACUAUAAAAAGGUGGGCCACAAACCCAAGCCUUCAUGAAUAACCUACACCAGCACAACUUUCUUCUUCCUUUUGGAUCAGAGGGCAUCUCUUCCCCAUAUGGGCCCCCAACUCUGUAAGACAGGUUACUGUCUUCACGGCUGCCUGAUUAUCGGUGUCUCAGUCUCACCCUGCCCUCACCGGGAGGAAAAGGCAAUACACCACCUCCAGCGACCUCAGCCAGACGUUUAGGCACCGGGGAACCCAUGGAUGUUGGAUGUGAAGGAAGCGCCUCAGAAAUAAAAAGCCAGAGAGGCCAACUGCCAGGGACAGCAGUAGGUAAAGGGAGAGGAGAGCUUAAAGAGGUAGGUGGGAAGGCAUUUUAUUCCUCUUCCAUAUUUUCCUUCGGCUUGCUGAGCUUGCACAGGGAAAUCUAUAGCUUCUCCAGACUGCGGACCCCACCCAAGAAUCUAGGGACAAGUGGCGCACGGCCAGCCUUUACCCCCGAUGCCCAACGGGCCACUCUGAUGAGCCCAGCGCAGCCACUGAAGCCUCAAAAGCCAACAAGUAGGGUAGGAGUGGGUGGAGAUGGGGGCGGGACGACGCCAGCUGCCUGAGCACUGAUUGGCUGGUGGUGCUCGUCGCCUGGUGCCAUUUGUUGUUGAAGCAGCGCACCUGACGUAGUCAGCGUCCUGCACGUGCAGCCGUUUAAGCGGCGUCAGAGCCUGCGAGGACCCAGGAGAGCAAGCCGAGGAGAGAACUGGAAGCCACCAUGGGAGAUGAAGAUUGGGAAGCAGAAAUAAUCAAACCUCAUAUGUCUUCCUAUGUUCCCGUAUUUGAGAAGGAUAGGUAUUCUUCUGGAGCAAAUGGAGACACUUAUAAUAGGACUCCAGCUUCAUCAUCAGAAAUGGAUGAUGGAUCUUCUCGAAGAGAUCACUUCAUGAGAAGUGGCUUUGCCUCUGGGAGGAGUUUGGGAAACCGGGAUCCUGGCGAAUCUAAUAAAAGAGAGAAUACAUCCACAAUGGGUGGUUUUGGUGUUGGAAAGAGUUUUGGAAACAGAGGUUUUUCAAAUAACAAGUUUGAAGAAGGUGAUAGCUCUGGUUUCUGGAGAGAGUCUAAUAAUGACUGUGAAGAUAAUCAGACACGGAACAGAGGUUUUUCCAAGAGAGGCGUGACCAACCUCACUAAACUUAAUGGCUUUCAAGAUGGAAAUGAUUCAGAAGCCUCAGUGUCGUCCAGAAGAGGUGGAAGAGGUAGUUUCCGAGGUUGCCGUGGACGAUUUGGUCUAGGAAGUCCAAAUAGCGAAUAUGAACAAGAUGAGGGGACCCAUCGUACUGGUGGCUUUUUUGGUUCUAGAAGAUCAGCAUUAAGUGGUGCAGGUAAUGGUGACACUUACCAAAGCAGAAGUGGUAGUGGAAGUGGACGAGGUGGUUACAAAGGUCUAAAUGAAGAAGUAAUUACAGGCUCUGGAAAGAAUUCUUGGAAGUCAGAAGCUGAAGGAGGAGAAAGUGGUGACAUUCAAGGACCAAAAGUAACCUACAUACCACCUCCUCCCCCUGAGGAUGAGGACUCCAUCUUUGCACAUUAUCAGACAGGCAUAAACUUUGACAAAUAUGAUACUAUUCUUGUAGAAGUAUCUGGACAUGAGGCACCGCCAGCAAUUCUGACUUUUGAAGAAGCUAAUCUCUGUCAGACACUGAAUAGCAACAUUGCUAAAGCUGGUUAUACUAAGCUUACUCCUGUACAGAAGUACAGUAUUCCUAUUAUACUAGGAGGACGAGAUUUGAUGGCUUGCGCUCAGACAGGGUCUGGAAAGACUGCAGCCUUUCUCUUGCCAAUUUUGGCUCAUAUGAUGCGUGAUGGAAUAACUGCCAGUCGUUUUAAAGAGCUGCAGGAACCAGAGUGUAUUAUUGUAGCACCAACUCGAGAAUUGAUCAAUCAGAUCUAUUUGGAAGCCAGAAAAUUUUCUUUUGGGACUUGUGUAAGAGCUGUUGUUAUAUAUGGGGGAACCCAGUUGGGGCAUUCAAUUCGACAAAUAGUACAAGGCUGUAAUAUAUUAUGUGCUACUCCUGGGAGACUGAUGGAUAUCAUAGGUAAAGAAAAGAUUGGUCUCAGACAAGUCAAAUAUUUAGUUUUGGAUGAAGCUGAUCGCAUGCUGGAUAUGGGUUUUGGACCAGAAAUGAAGAAGUUAAUUUCCUGCCCAGGAAUGCCAUCAAAGGAACAACGUCAAACACUUAUGUUUAGUGCAACUUUUCCAGAAGAAAUUCAAAGGUUGGCUGGGGAGUUUUUAAAAUCGAAUUAUUUGUUUGUUGCUGUUGGACAAGUGGGCGGAGCAUGUAGAGAUGUUCAGCAGACCAUUCUCCAAGUUGGCCAGUACUCAAAAAGAGAAAAACUUGUUGAAAUUCUACGAAACAUAGGUGAUGAAAGAACUAUGGUCUUUGUAGAAACUAAGAAAAAAGCAGAUUUUAUUGCCACUUUUCUUUGUCAAGAAAAAAUAUCAACAACCAGUAUUCAUGGUGAUCGAGAACAGAGAGAGAGAGAGCAAGCUCUUGGAGAUUUUCGCUGUGGGAAGUGUCCAGUUCUUGUUGCUACUUCAGUAGCUGCCCGAGGGCUGGAUAUUGAAAAUGUUCAGCAUGUUAUCAAUUUUGAUCUUCCUUCCACCAUCGAUGAAUAUGUUCAUCGAAUUGGGCGUACGGGUCGCUGUGGAAAUACUGGCAGAGCUAUUUCCUUUUUUGAUCCUGAAUCAGAUAGCCAUUUAGCACAGCCACUAGUGAAAGUACUAUCAGAUGCUCAACAGGAUGUUCCUGCGUGGUUAGAAGAAAUUGCAUUUAGUACCUAUGUUCCUGGCUUCAGUGGUAGUUCAAGAGGAAAUGUGUUUGCAUCAGUUGAUACUAGAAAGAAUUACCAGGGCAAGAGCUCUUUGAACACAGCAGGGUUUUCUUCUUCACAAGCUCCCAAUCCAGUAGAUGAUGAGUCAUGGGAUUAAAGCUAAAACAACCUUCAAGUUUGUGGCAGUUUUGAUGCAGAGAAGAAAAUAGUUUUGAUUUUUGAGUUUUUAGCAGGAGUGUGAAAUCUGACACUCUUGUAUCUCCUGUCCUUCUGUUCUUACUCCUACCCUUAAAAAAAUGCUUACUGACUAGUUAUGUGAAAUGCUAAAAGUUACAACGUUGCAGUUACUGAUACAAGUGGUGUUAACUGGAAAGAUUAAAGCAUUCUAAAUGUC
Messenger RNA from Sus scrofa (pig), 3511 nucleotides. RefSeq names its product DEAD-box helicase 4 (gene DDX4). Lineage: Eukaryota; Metazoa; Chordata; Mammalia; Artiodactyla; Suidae. Gene Ontology annotation, molecular function: RNA helicase activity; ATP binding; nucleic acid binding. The record is from RefSeq and is a predicted model, not a curated record.